CACUUCCACGCAAACUAAUCAAUUUGGAAUGUAAAACGCUGAACGGUUUGCAUAUGACUUAAUAUUUUCUUGUUUCAGCUGGUUCGUACGUAGGAUCAAGAUAUAUAUUUUUGUCAACACUUUCUCAUAUAAUUUCAACCUAUAGUGUCUUAGUUAUGGCUAACAUGGAUCAAAAGCGACCAACCAUCGCCGGCGAUGAAGAAAUUGCGGCGGAGAAACCGUUAAGACCAACAUUCCAGAAACCACCAGGGUUCGGUGAUCAACAGAAUCCACAACCUGGAACAACAACGCUUCCACGUCGCCGUCCCAGACCUAUCCAUCCGGCGUCACUCUACCCUGAUGAGAAGAAACGACGCUGUAGUUUCUUUCGCUUUUUCUGCUGCUGCGUUUGUAUCUUUGUCGCCGUCAUUCUCCUCCUCAUCCUCAUAGCCGUCGCUGUUUUCUUCCUCUGGUACAGCCCUAAACUCCCCGUGGUCCGCCUCGCCUCUUUCAAAAUCAGCAACUUCAACUUUUCCAGCGCAACAUCCGACGACGGGUGGUCGUUUUUGACGGCGGAUACAACGGCAGUGCUCGAUUUCAGAAACCCUAACGGAAAGCUAAGGUUUUACUACGGAGAUGCUGACGUGGCUGUGAUUCUCGGAGAGAAAGACUUUGAGACCAACCUAGGGUCAACGGAAGUCAAAGGCUUUGUUGAGAAGCCAGGGAAUCGGACGGCUGUGAUUGUCCCGACGAGGGUGAGGAAACGACAGGUGGAUGAUCCGACGGCAAAAAGACUACGGACAGAGCUGAAGAGUAAGAAGCUGUUGGUGAAGGUGACAGCUAAGACUAAGGUUGGAUUGGCUGUGGGUAGUCGCAAGAUUGUUACUGUGGGAGUUAGCCUCAGAUGUGGAGGCGUUAGGUUACAGACGCUUGACUCGCAAAUGGCCAAGUGCACAAUCAAAAUGCUUAAAUGGAUCAUAUUGCGUUCAUGAUGCAACGGUGUCUUUUUGGCUAGCUGUGCCUCUCAUCAAGUCUCAAAUCAAAACCAUAGAGUUAUACGAGGAAUUUGUAUGACCUUUUACGUUUAACUUGUCAAAUACUGAUGCGACCAUUUUUCUUAUUGUAACACAUUAAUAUACAUACACUCCUGCAUAUGAUCAUUGUUAAUUAGCGAGUUGUGUUAUUUAUUUGGCAUCUAAAGUUCCAAAAUUGUUUUUUUUUCGUAAAAAAAAAGUUAUAAAAUUUUCUUCAAUGUACAAAUUAAGUUUCAAUUAUCAAAUUGUUGAGCCAUAAUUCUACGUAUGACAUUGUGAAAA
This is a messenger RNA of Camelina sativa (false flax), 1295 nucleotides long. RefSeq lists its product as uncharacterized. Gene Ontology annotation, biological process: defense response to other organism. The record is from RefSeq and is a predicted model, not a curated record. NCBI's taxonomy places the organism in Eukaryota, Viridiplantae, Streptophyta, Magnoliopsida, Brassicales, Brassicaceae. Gene Ontology annotation, cellular component: plasma membrane.